AUUCUAUCUGGUGUCCAGUCGCAGUGCGCACGCGCAGCCCGGGUGACGAAGAUGGUGCUCAUCAAGGAAUACCGUGUAGUGUUGCCAGUCUCUGUGGAAGAGUAUCAAGUAGGGCAGCUGUUCUCUGUGGCCGAGGCCAGCAAGAAUGAGACCGGAGGAGGGGAAGGCAUCGAGGUGCUGAAGAAUGAACCUUAUGAGAAGGACGGGGAGAAGGGCCAAUACACACAUAAAAUAUACCAUCUAAAGAGUAAAGUCCCAGGUUACGUGAAGAUGAUUGCACCAGAGGGAGCUUUAGUUUUUCACGAAAAGGCUUGGAACGCCUACCCGUACUGUCGCACCAUUGUGACGAACGAGUACAUGAAGGACGACUUUAUGAUAAAGAUCGAGACGUGGCACAAACCUGACAUGGGAACAAUAGAAAACGUCCAUGACCUGGACGAGCAGACAUGGAGGACUGUGGAGGUGUCUCCUAUAGAUAUUGCGAACAAAGAAGAAGUUGCCCAAGGGGACUAUAAGCCAGAAGAAGAUCCUGCUCUUUUCCACUCGGCCAAGACGGGCAGAGGACCUCUCGGCCCUGAAUGGAAGAACGAGCUGAAGACAGACUGUCCCUACAUGUGUGCAUACAAACUGGUCACUGUCAAGUUCCGAUGGUGGGGUCUGCAGACCAAAGUGGAGAACUUCAUCCACAGGCAAGAAAAGCGUAUUUUCACCAACUUCCACCGCCAGCUGUUCUGCUGGAUUGACCGAUGGGUGGGUUUGACCAUGGAGGACAUCAGGCGGAUGGAGGAGGAGACCCAAAAAGAGCUUGAGGAGAUGCGUCAGAAGGGAGACGUGCGAGGCACCUCUGCGACAGACGAGUAGAGGCCCGUCGCUGUAGGUCAAACUCUAGAGGCAGGCUGACUGCGUAAUACAGGUCCGAUUCGAGGCACCAGUGCUGCUCAUGAGCAAUGAGGCAAAUCAACCAAACCCUGUCAUGAUGAUGUCAUCAGAGACACGUCCACCACGUUGAGGAAGUGGCCCUGACGUCCGUCGCCUCCUCUCUUCCUGUCUCCCGUGAUUCAUUGGGGGGGGGGUUUGACAAAGAUUGGUUUAACAGUACUGUACAGAUUCUACCCCAAUCACAAGCCUCCUGUUCACAACAGAAAAAAAAAAAACAUGGUUUUUGCAUACAUAUAAAAAGGAAGAAAAACAACAAAAAAACUCUUUGCACAGAACGUGAAAAAUUGCCUGAUGAUGUAAUUGUUAGUUGAUUAUUACAAUGGGCUUUGUUUUUAUUCAGGUGUGUAAAACCGUGACUCCGAAAGUCAAGCCUUUUUAAAUUAGAGUGUUUUUAGCUGUACAGGUUCCCAAAACAAUUGGUAUAAGAUGGCUUUAGAAGUUAAUGGACCAUUAACUCCCCACCUUCCCCUUGUAUUAGAACUGUCCGUCUCUACUUUUAGUCCUUGACUCUCCCCUCAGUAUCGUCUGUAUUCUUCUCCUGGUUAAAAAAAAAAAAAGUCUAGACCUCCGCCCCCCCUCCAGCGUGUUUGACUGUCCCCUUGGUCUGCCAGGCGGUUGGGAAUGUGUUCUUUCUUUCUUUUCUUUCUUUUUUAUAGUUUUAAUUUGGAGGCUAACGCCUGUUUCUGGUUCAAAGCUAAAUUGUAAUGCUCAUGCAUGAUCAAUAAUUCUCUGCUAUUGUUUCCCCUGGGCACGUGCACACAUUUCGACAUGCACAUCACCUCCUCCUCUUCCUCCUCUUCCUCCACCUUUUGUCACGAGCGCAUGUGACAACAGCAACUCAUCGCAUGUGUUUAGUCGCUGCAAUGCAGCUUUGCUCAAGUGGAUUGUUUGUGUGAAUUAGAAAGAGACCGAGAGAGUGUGAGUCUGUACAGUUGCACCUGUGUGUAGUGUGGGCAUUUGUGCGCUUGUUUGUGUUAUCAGCUGCCUUUGGCUCUCGAGAUGGAUAACGUUCAGCUUAACAUCGAGGCUGUCCCGCGUGGUCUCGGCACACAGCCGGCCUGUUGAUCUCGCCUAACGCUGUCGCUGCAUGUCCUUUUCUCCUUGGCUAGGGCUUGAACUGGAGGGCCCACACCAGCCAAGUGCUUUUUAAUUAACUCAAAAGAAGUGGGGAGGAGUCUGUGCAUCGCUUCCUCUCUCUCCUAACUGAGCAAAUGGUUCCAGGCAGAUCUGUGGUGUUCGCUGCAGUUGUGGAUUGACGAGCUUUUUGCGUUGUGUAGUUUUUUAUUUUCACCAUUUUUUUUUUCUAAAGUGAUUAAUCUACGUUUUACUCCCGAGAUAGUAUGAGGUCAGCCGGAAGCUUCUAGUUCAGGAGGAUGAACUUGGGUGAUGUAGUACCAGCCUUGACCUGAAAACAUCUUAAUCCUGCUCUCUUUCCUGCAUCACUUUCUUUUUUCUGGCUGCUUUGACUUGGAACAGUUCAUCUGAGCGAGCGCUCGGUUUCCCCGCGUUCACUUUGAGCGUAACGCGGGUCGCGUCGGGCUCUAGGUGAAGCGGUUGGGAUGUUUUGUAUGAUCAUGACGCAGCUGAGUGCAGCUGUGAUUCAGACUGUGUGUAUUCAGAUCAGGUAUGAGUGUCUCUUAGGUUUUGUCGUAACCUACUGUAUCUGUGCGUGGUGUGUGUUGGACAGGUUAAAA
Molecule: messenger RNA, 2633 nt
Organism: Etheostoma cragini (Arkansas darter)
Lineage: Eukaryota; Metazoa; Chordata; Actinopteri; Perciformes; Percidae
Gene: pitpnb
Product: phosphatidylinositol transfer protein, beta
Exons: 12
Coding region: 52-861 (269 amino acids)
Biological process (GO): phospholipid transport
Cellular component (GO): cytoplasm
Molecular function (GO): phosphatidylinositol transfer activity; phosphatidylinositol binding; phosphatidylcholine binding
Source: RefSeq, a predicted model, not a curated record